Messenger RNA from Schistosoma spindalis, 339 nucleotides. NCBI's taxonomy places the organism in Eukaryota, Metazoa, Platyhelminthes, Trematoda, Strigeidida, Schistosomatidae. The record is from the annotation of a GenBank genome assembly.
AUGGCCGCUAGUAUAUUCAGUUCAAACAGAGAAAAUUCAAUGAAUGACAGUCAAGAAAAGAAUUCAUGUCCAUUUAUUCGAGUUGUAACGCAUAAAAAUGGUAUACUCGUUCAUUUAGGCCAACUAGUCAGUUUAUCUGAGGAUCAGAAAUCAUUUAUUAUGCGUAAUGUGAUCAGUUUCGACCCGUUACGAGUACAUGAACGAACAAUUUCAACAUUAAAACCAGCGGAAAUUCUUGCACUCACUGAAUCUAAACUUCAAAGUCAACAUGGUAAACGAGGAAAUUUAUUAUCUGAUUAUUUACAAAAUCAAAUGAUGUUUAAUACUUCAGAGAAGUAA